AUGCGAAUGAAGGCUUCUGCUGGUUUUGCUAGUGCUGGUGCACUUGGAAUAGCUUGUGGAUGGGUUAUGGCUCUGGCAUGGCUUAUCUAUCUGCUGUGGUUGUGGAUAUCAUUUAGAGAGCCUUUGCACGACGAGGAAGUGAAUAUUGGGCAACAGAAAACAAAUUCGGUCAUGGCUGCAGUUCUAAAUCCUUACGUUCUUAUUGUUGGUCGUCCCUUUGUUGGCUUCGGGGUGGGCGUUGCAUUUGUUGCUACUCCUGUGUAUACUGCUAAAGCUGAAGAAUCAUCACCAACUUUUUAG
Molecule: messenger RNA, 300 nt
Organism: Fraxinus pennsylvanica
Lineage: Eukaryota; Viridiplantae; Streptophyta; Magnoliopsida; Lamiales; Oleaceae
Source: the annotation of a GenBank genome assembly